AUGGAAGAGAAGAAGGAAGAAGAGGAGCUGGACACUCCAGUGCCGGCAUCGCCGCCGCACCCGCAGCCGGCAUCGCCGCCACCCCGGCAUCGCCGCCUCGCCUCCACCGGCACCGCUGCCGCACCGCACUGCCGGCCUCCCCACGCCGGCACUGCCACCGAUGUCGUGACCACUCAUAAUCUAAACCCUAAUCUGCCACAUAAUCGACGAUUUUGUGAGCCAAUUUCCACUGCAGUUCGUCCUGUUCAUCCUCGAGUUUGGUCCACCGGCACUGCCGGCCGAUUUCCACCGGCACUGCCGGCGCUGGCCUCCAUCUUCCUCACCUUGAUCCGCUGCAGAACCAGCUCUCCUCGCGUCCGCUGCACCACCCUCGUGCCCGCCCACGCCGCCGCCCCGCUUUGCCCACGAGCGCCACGCCCCGCCGCCAUCGCCCAGCAGCCGCCAAGCCGCGUACACGCCACCAGCUCCACCUCGCCAGCACGCCCCCGCGGCCAAGCUCCACGCCACCCUCGCGCCCGCCCCGGCCAACCACAGCCUCGCCCCGCGCGCACGACCCUGUCCCAGCCAUCCCGGGCCGCAUCCACAGCUCGCCCCGCCCUUCACCUCCCUGCUACAUCCACGCACGCAAAGGCCGCCGGCCACCACCUGCUCUCGCUGCCGCCCAACCAGAUCGCGUGUCGCCCCGACCGCCGCUCCCUCCCGCCCCUGGUCCACCUCCGCCGCACGGGCCAAGCCACCGCGCCUCUGCUCCAGCUCGCCUCCAUCAGCGCAAACUUGCUCCAGGCUCGCUCAGCUUCCGCUUGA
Messenger RNA from Lolium perenne, 804 nucleotides. Lineage: Eukaryota; Viridiplantae; Streptophyta; Magnoliopsida; Poales; Poaceae. The record is from RefSeq and is a predicted model, not a curated record.